AUGCGGGACCCCACCUUAAUCGAGCAGCGCUCUGCGAACGACCUGCGAGUCAAACCUCCACACGGCAGACAAACUCGAGUUGCGCUGGGGCUGGACACAAACGGCGGGGAUCGCCAGACAAAUGGUUACGUUCACCAAUCGACUUCAGGUGAGAACGGGGACUUUCAACUCGUCUACAGAAGAGAUGUCUAUGGAGAUCGUCAGAAUGGAGUGUCUCAAGAUGCCGGGGAGCCGGCUCAGGCUUUACACAUAUCCACAGCCGGACGUCCACAGGCUUUGCAACGCGCUAGAAGUGACUUUGGCCCCAGACAUCGUGGUGAAAUGAAUGCUGCGGUGGUUGAAGAAGACUUGUGGAGAAUGAGGCAUGGUUGGGAGGAUGAGUACACUUCCAACGAAUAUCUUGCGCUUUUGAAUUCUACUUUCUACAUGUACUAUACCGAUAAACGACACGACACAAGCGGACUGCCCAAGGCAGGCUCCGGCCCUAACUCAGACUGGCGCAUGAAAGAUCGCUUAAAGACGGUGUCUGCAGCACUUGCAAUCUGCCUUAACUUAGGUGUUGAUCCCCCAGACGUGGUCAAGACAAACCCAACUGCCAAGCUGGAAUCAUGGGUAGAUCCUACAGCAACCACAGGAGGACAGACGAAGACAAUGGAACAGAUCGGCAAGAAGCUUCAAGAGCAGUAUGAGACGCUUAGUCUUCGAACUCGAUACAAGCAAUAUCUUGACCCGUCCGUGGAAGAGACGAAACGGUUUUGCAUCUCCUCACGCCGAAAUGCCAAAGACGAAAGGGUACUGUUUCACUACAACGGUCAUGGUGUUCCACUCCCCACCGCUUCAGGAGAGCUCUGGGUCUUCAACAAGAAUUAUACCCAAUACAUUCCGGUGUCACUCUACGACCUCCAAGCUUGGCUUGCAGGCCCAAGUCUUUUUGUCUAUGACGUCUCACAUGCCGGGAACAUAAUCCACAACUUUCCUGCCUUUGUCGAAAAGCACGAGAAAGAAAACGCUGAACUCCUCAGACGAGAUCCGAAUGCACAGGUUCAAAGCUAUAGUGACUGCAUACAGCUCGCAGCGUGCGGAAGAAAUGAAACUCUACCUACCAAUCCAAGCCUCCCUGCUGAUUUGUUCACUUGUUGCUUAACUACACCGAUAGAUAUUGCUCUUAGGUUCUUUGCCCUGCAGAAUCCGCUUCCUUCCCCUAUCAAGAUCGAUGAUGGGAAGAUCCCCGUUCCCGGACGCUUGCAGGAUCGAAGAAGUCCACUCGGGGAGCUGAAUUGGAUAUUCACUGCCAUAACAGACACGAUCGCCUGGAACAUACUGCCUCGACCACUUUUCAAGAAACUCUUCCGCCAAGAUCUCAUGGUGGCCGCUCUGUUCCGAAAUUUUUUACUAAGUGAACGAAUCAUGAGAGCAAACCAUUGCCACCCUCUAUCCUCUCCUGCACUCCCAGAAACGCAUCAUCAUCCACUAUGGCAAAGCUGGGACUUGGCAAUUGACAUGGUUCUUUCCCAGCUUCCGGCAUUGUUGGAGCCUGAAGAAGAAGGUGUACGACCGUACGAGUAUCAGAAUUCUAACUUUUUUGCCGAACAAUUACAAGCAUUCGAGGUCUAUUUGUCUUCAGGACCAACAGAGAAUCAUGCUCCAGAUCAAUUACCAAUUGUUUUACAAGUCCUCCUGAGCCAAGCUCAUCGGUUACGAGCUUUGGUUCUCCUCAGCAGAUUUCUCGACCUGGGCCCCUGGGCUGUGCAUCUUGCCCUGAGCAUUGGGAUCUUUCCCUACGUGGUCAAGCUUCUUCAAUCUGCUGCCGCUGAACUCAAACCAGUCAUGGUGUUUAUCUGGGCUCGAAUUAUGGCGGUGGAUUACACCGUGCAAAGCGACCUAUUGAAGGACAAUGGUAUACAGUAUUUCAUUUCUAUCCUGGAUCCUAACUCCCAAAUACCUAUCGGCAACGCUAGUGAGCACAGGGCUAUGUGUGCAUUUAUUAUAGCAAUAUUUUGCAAGAAUUAUCCUCAAGGUCAGACAAUGUGCCUUGCACCGCAUGGUCCAAACACGAUCAAUGUGUUCGAUGCUUGCUUGAGAAAUGUUAACGAUGGCGAGAAUCCGUUGCUCAGGCAGUGGUCCUGCCUUUGUCUCAGCAUGCUAUGGUACAAUUACUCCGAUGCCAAAUGGAUGGGUAUUCGAUGUUCUGCACACCUCAGACUCUGCGACCUAUCACUUGAUCCUGUGCCGGAAGUGCGAGCUUCCAUGCUCCACGCUCUGACGAGUUUUCUUGGUAUACCCGAUUUGACCGAUCAGGUCGCGCAGAUUGAGGGAGGGAUUGCGAGUUCUGUUUUGUUCAUGGCGUCUGAUGGAAGUGUUCUUGUAAGAAAAGAACUUCUGAUCUUCUUUUCCUAUUUCAUAAAGAGAUACGAGAACAAAUUUACAGUCACAGCGUAUGAACAUCUCCUUGAAGAGAAAGAAAUUCUGCUGGAGAAAUCCGACCCUGAAUCGCGCCAAUCACCACAACUUCAAUCCCUCUCUCAUGAAACCAUUUAUGGUUCAAUUUGGAAGAACAUUCUGAUGUUAUCAAUGGAUCCGCAUCCUGAAAUUGCUCGGAACGCCUCACUCAUCAUCGAUUACGUUCAUGAAACGUUAAUUCGCUCGCCGAUGGGUUCGAUGGCGCGAUCAGCUAUGGCUGAUAUUCUUCGCUUGUCCAAGUCCAUGGUGGGUAAGAAGGUCCCUGAUGAACCGUUGACUCCUGUUUUGCAGACUGUUCCUCCCACACCAACCGCAGAGGCGCCCAAGAAGAAUGAAGGCUACUUUUCACUCAGUCUACGCCGAACUGCAAGUGUUGCGGCAUCGAUUAAGUAUCUGGCAUUUGGAGGAUCCCAUCACGCCCACGAUGCCUCUGACGCGAAGAGGUCGAAUGUUCCCCCAACCCCAGCACAGAAGCCUCAACAUCCUCCCAAGCCACUCAACACCCCACGCGCUCGCCAACCUGUUGAAUGGAGUCGACCGCCCGAGAUGAACGACCCAGCAAUUUCCCUAAGUGCCUACCAAAAAGCUGUUGUCCCGAAGGCAGCCGGCUACAACCCAGCCGCUAGUCCCCGAAGCCCGAGCAUCCCGCUCAAAAGCACGUUGCUGGACUGGUCCACCGAGGUAAUGAUCACCUUCGCUUUUGACACCCAAUUUGAGAAUCUCCUCGAUGAGGAGCCCUUGCUGGAAGAAGAUGUGCUUACUCAGCGUGACCCACAGUAUUUUCGCGAACCGCAGAUGAAGCCCAACGAACCCGAUGAACCGGGGUCUGCGGACUACAAUUCCCGAUUGUGGAGACGGACCCGUAAUGAGAGGAUCAUUGCCGAGAACCAGCCCCUGAAGGAGAAGGCCGGAACGAGUAGAUGGGAGAGGUUGGAGGCGUUACUGAAUAAUCAGAGCCAGCCGAUGCGGCUCAGAUUUCAUCAGUUCGAGGAUCAUCUAGCGGUUGCGGAUGAGAGGGAUGGUAUCUGUAUAUGGGACUUCACCACCUCCCACCGCCUCAAUCGCUUCUCAAACGGCAACCCCCUCCCCGGGACCCGCAUCAACGAGCUCCGCUUCAUCAACGAAGAUGACCAAGCCCUGUUGAUGACCGGCUCCUCCGACGGCAUCCUCCGUCUCUUCCGGAACUAUGAAUCGCCUCAAAACAUAGAACUAGUGACAGCAUUCCGCGGCCUCACCGAACUCAUUCCCUCGAACCGUAACGCCGGGUUAGUGUUUGACUGGCAGCAAGGCCAAGGCAAAGCAUUAGUGGCGGGCGACGUAAAGGUGAUCAAGGUGUGGAACGCAGCGACGGAAGUCUGCACCGCCGACAUCCCGGCACGAAGCAGUAGCUGCGUGACCAACUUGACGGGCGAUCAGGUCGCAGGCCAGAUCUUCGUUGCGGGUUUUGGCGACGGCGCGGUCAGGGUGUUUGAUCAGAGAUUGAAUGUUCGCAGCGCCUGCGUCAGGGUGUGGAGGGAGCAUACCCAGUGGGUCGUUGGCGUGCACAUGCAGAGGGGUGGAGUUCGAGAGUUGGUCAGUGCGAGCAGGAACGGGGAGGUCCGGCUCUGGGAUCUCCGGAACGAGGCCAGUAUCGCUGCCUAUGAUGUCGUCAAGCCUAGCAAUCCUGCCGCAACUUUCACGCCUGGCGAAGUCGGUGCUGGAGGUGGGAGUGGAAGUGCUGGCGCCGGCCCGAGCGCGAGUACGAAACUCAAACCCAUGACCCUCCGCACCCUCAGCGUGCAUGAACACGCCCCCGUCUUCGCCGUCGGCACCGAUCGGCACGAGGUCCGCAGUUUCAACAUGAGCGGCCAGUUCCUCGGCCAUUAUGAUGUUGGCAUCGCGGGCGCGGGUGGUGGUGGGUGGGGCAGAGGCGUGGUCGGGGUCGGGAGUGGCGUCGCAGCUGGAAUGGGUGGUGCUGGUUCUGGAAGCAGGGCCGCGCCCGUCGUGGCGACGGCUUAUCAUCCCCAUCGGAUGGUUCUUGCCACCGCUGGGUUGGGGGAUGGGCAUGUUAGUUUGUUGGGGAUUUGA
Endocarpon pusillum Z07020 is the source of this 4527-nucleotide messenger RNA. RefSeq lists its product as uncharacterized. Gene Ontology annotation, biological process: TOR signaling; regulation of autophagy; cellular response to amino acid stimulus. Gene Ontology annotation, molecular function: protein-macromolecule adaptor activity; protein binding. Gene Ontology annotation, cellular component: cytoplasm; TORC1 complex. The coding region runs from base 1 to 4527 and encodes 1508 amino acids. The record is from RefSeq and is a predicted model, not a curated record. The transcript has 3 exons. NCBI's taxonomy places the organism in Eukaryota, Fungi, Ascomycota, Eurotiomycetes, Verrucariales, Verrucariaceae.